UCAGAGGUCUCAGAGACUGCAGAGGCUGAUCAUUUAGCCUCAGUCAGUGUGUGCGUGUGUGUGGACUGUGCUGGCCGUUUUGUGCUUUCUCGAGUGGAUUUUUUUCUGGUUCCAUGAAGACUCCAGUUCUUCUGUGCGUCCUGCUCUUUUCUCAGAGCUGGGCUUUCGAGUUUAUCAUCGAUGGGGAGUGGGAAAGUGAAACAUCAGGUCCUUUGGAUCAGAACCACCAAUCUGGGAGAUACAGGAGGAACGUUUUGACCAGUGGAGAAGAAGAGGAUUUUGAGGCAAUUCAAGGCAAUGACAUCACAGUUAAGAGCUAUAAGGUGGAGAGCAGAAUCACGUUGCGGUUCGCUCACACCACAGUCAAGAGCUCUGUGGUCAACUCAGGCCCCAACGCCCAGAGCAUCGGCUUCAACGUGCAGAUCCCCAAACGGGCCUUCAUUAACAACUUCACCAUGAAUGUCAAUGGGAUCACAUUCGUCGGCUCAGUGAAGGAGAAGACAGUGGCAAGGAAACUUUACGCUCAAGCAAGAGCUCGUGGGAAAGCAGCCGGCAUUGUCAGGUAUGGCUUUUAUAUCCAUCCAUCCACCCAUCCAUCCGUCCAUCCAUCCAUCCAUCCAUUCAUCCGUCCAACAGUGGAGGCGAUGAAGGCUAUUCUGGACGAUCUGUCGAUGGAUGACUAUUUCAGCAUCAUAGAUUUCAAUCACAAUGUCCGUUGCUGGAGUGAAGACCUGGUCCAAGCUUCCUCCCUCCAGGUGGAUGAAGCUAAAAAGUACGUCCAAAGCAUCAAGCCCAAUGGAGGCACCAACAUCAAUGAGGCUUUACUGAGAGCAGUGCAGAUGCUGGUUAGAGCAUCCAAUCAGGGACUGAUCGACCCUCGUUCUGUGUCUAUGAUCAUUCUGGUGUCUGAUGGAGACCCAACAGUGGGAGAAAUAAAGCUGAACACUAUUCAGAAGAACGUGAAGCGUGUGAUGAGGGAGGAGUUUUCUCUAUUCUCUCUCGGUAUUGGCUUUGACGUAGACUUCGAUUUCCUGGAGAGAAUGGCCAUGGACAACAGAGGCGUCGCCCAGAGGAUUUAUGCCAAUCAUGAUGCCGCAGAACAGUUAAAGACGUUCUACAGUCAGGUCUCCUCUCCUCUCCUGAGGUCUAUCACCAUUAAUUUUCCUGAGAACACGGUGAAUAACGUGACUCAGAAUCGUUUUGAUAAGUUCUUCAGUGGUUCUGAGCUGAUAGUGGCUGGAAAACUCCAACCAUCAGACCUCACAACACUGCAAAGCUUCACCACCGCUGCUGCUGCCAACAUGGACCUGAACAUUCAGACAGAGGCAGAUAUUCGGGAGUUGGACUCUGUGCUCGGCACACAUCAACAUUCCUUCACUGGCUUUGCUCGGCAGAUGUGGGCCUACAUUACUGUCAAUCAGCUACUGGCCGAACGCUCUGUAGCUCCUACUGCAUCUAAGAAGCGUAGGAUCACCCAGAGGAUCUUGGCCCUGGCUUUAGAGCAGCAGUUUGUGACACCUCUCACUGCCAUGCUGGUGGAGGGUCACGACCAGGGGAGGCCAGAACGACUGAUCGCAGACUCGCCCAGAGACUCCAAACAUGGCUGCUGCUCAGCCACUGCUCCCUUAUCUGGACCACCACCAGUGCAACAGUUGGUCUAUUCAAAUCCUCCAUGGCUUCUGCCUACAGUUGCUCUGAAUCCCAACGAAGUAGCCGGAGUGCAUGAAAGUAUCAUCCCUGAACACAUCACUGGUGUGGACAGUGAUCCCCACUUCAUCAUUCACUUACCCAAAAGCAACAUAGACAUCUGCUUCAACAUCGACUCCAAACCAGGACACAUCCUCAACCUGAUUUCAGAUCCUGGAACAGGAGUUACAAUCAACAGUCAGUUGGUUGGGUCUAAGAAGAUGAAGAACAACAAAAUCCAAACAUAUUUCGGCACCAUCUCCAUAUACUCUAAAACAGACAGUGUGCAGGUUAUAGUAGGAACUGACAGAAUCGACCUGAUGGAAGGCAGGAACAAUCACUCCUUCUCUUGGGGAGCCACAGUUGAGCUUGCACUUAACAGGAUGAGGGUCACCAUAGUGAAAGAGCAACAUGUUACUGUGACGAUUGAUGGGAAGAUUUCAGUGAUGGUGCUUUUGCAUCGGGUGUGGAAGAAACAUCCUGUGCAGGUGGACUUCCUGGGCAUUUACAUGUCUAGCGACAACAAAUACUCCACACAGGUUCAUGGUCUCAUUGGUCAGUUUGCACAGGAACCAAAAGUGAAGGUGUACGGCGUGCAUGAGGGAGCAGAUCCAAAGAAGAAAGAGGCCACAAUGGAAGUGAAAGGCAACAAACUAGCUGUCACCAGGGGCUGGCAGAAGGAUUACAGACGUGACAAGAAACGAGGUUCAGAUGUCUACUGCUGGUUCAUCCAUAACAGUGGGAAAGGCUUCAUUGAUGGCAGUUACACCAGCUAUAUCCUGCCUCAGCUGGACAGCUUCCUGACCGCUAUCUGAGAGCAUGAGUGUGGCAGCAAGCUUAGGACACUUGCUAAGAGAUUGGUAGAAAUCUGUUAUUUUAUACAAGCAAUAAGAAGCAAAGAAAACCAAAACAUGCCAUUUUGCCAUUUAAAAAAAGUUUUUUUAUUCUACAAGAAAAUAUAUACAAAACAUAGGAAAACAGUGAUGCACAUCAACCAACUGAACUGAAAUUACUUAAUAAUUAAAGCCAAUCAAAAACGAAUUAAUGUAUUGUAAGACUUCUGACUUGAGCAUCUGCAGUGAGACAUUUAAUCGAAAAUUUGAUUAAUUAAAUAUUUUAAUCAUAUGCAACCGUUUUCAAUGACAACAGAGAUAACAAUGGGGAAAAAAAACACAAUAAAAACCAUUGGUCAUUUUGUUCCAAUAUGUAAA
Molecule: messenger RNA, 2897 nt
Organism: Sinocyclocheilus anshuiensis
Lineage: Eukaryota; Metazoa; Chordata; Actinopteri; Cypriniformes; Cyprinidae
Product: inter-alpha-trypsin inhibitor heavy chain H2-like
Exons: 17
Coding region: 114-2501 (795 amino acids)
Biological process (GO): hyaluronan metabolic process
Molecular function (GO): serine-type endopeptidase inhibitor activity
Source: RefSeq, a predicted model, not a curated record